This is a messenger RNA of Caenorhabditis briggsae, 903 nucleotides long. The record is from RefSeq and is a predicted model, not a curated record. The transcript is spliced from 4 exons. The coding region runs from base 1 to 903 and encodes 300 amino acids. Lineage: Eukaryota; Metazoa; Nematoda; Chromadorea; Rhabditida; Rhabditidae.
AUGAAUACUUCAUCUAAUUCAUCGUCAAUGGAAACUGAAAAAAACAUAUUGGAACAGAGUGAACAAAUUAUCGUCGGGCAACUCAUCAGUGACCUCGCCAUAGCAGAUGGAUGCAACGCAAGCAAGAAAGACGAUGAGAUCAAGAAGUUGCGCGAAGAAAUUUUAUCUCACUGCCUAAAUAUCAGUACGGAGAAAAUCGUCGUUAAAAUCAACUCGUCGGGUGUUUCUGACGAUUAUAAGGAGGAGCUGAAAACUAGAAUUCGAGAGCUGGGUCAGCACAUUUUUGAGAAGAAGUUUGAUGAAUAUUACCACCUUCUCUCUAACUUCAAACUUGAAACUACCGAAGCAUAUGAUUCGUUUGUUAAAAAAACGAAAAAUGAAGCUGGUCGAGUCAUGUGUGACAAAAGCACUGAGGGCAAGGACAUGUUUGAUGACAAAAAAUGGCAGAAGUUUGUGCAGUCUCGCAAACCAAAUUUGGAAAAGCAUCUCAAAGAAAUCAAGUUCGCUUUGCUCGAAAAGAUGCCGGAAGUUCCCAAGGAGUUGAUGGAAAUGCCAUUGGCCAAAAUGUUCGAAGUUUUCGAGUUGAAAUACCAGGUAGAUGUUCUCAAGGCCUACGUCAAGUUGCAAAAAAUGCAAAGCAACAUAUUCAAAAAAAUUCUCGAGCAGACAAAAAACGAAAACAAGCAAUUGGAGUACGAACGUUCCGUCAGACAACAAACGGAAAACUUGGUCUACACGAGUUUUGCCGAUGGGCACACAUACGUUCUCCCGCCGCCACCAAAGGCGGGAGAUCGUGUAGUGCCAACCGGAAAAAUGGUGAGAUGUAUCUGUAAGCCGGACUGCGAGAUGACCUCCGGCGAGCCGGAAUAUGUUCUCUUUGCGGAGAUUAUGAAAAGACAGUAA